Closterium sp. NIES-65 is the source of this 4059-nucleotide messenger RNA. The record is from the annotation of a GenBank genome assembly. NCBI's taxonomy places the organism in Eukaryota, Viridiplantae, Streptophyta, Zygnematophyceae, Desmidiales, Closteriaceae.
AUGCCGAUCGGAGCACCAGUCGCCAUUGAGCCCCGCGGCUCGGUCGGCGGAUCGCGCGGAGAUUCCCAUGCGCACGUUCAUGUCCACGUGCCACGCGCUGAUUCGCGGCUGCUGAGCCACGUGGCCUUCGAGGCGACAGAUGAGCUGGACCUGGCCCUUCAAUCUCUCCACGCGCGUCUCAAGCCGCUUCUCGCGUCGGACAGCGAAGGCGACGUGCACAGCCAGUUGCAGGAAAUGGUAUCGGAAGGCGCGCAACAACAUGCCGACGUGGUCAACGGUCUCCUCUACGCCAUCCUCAUCGCGUCGCACAAAGCCGGUCCGCCGCCCUCGCCGACGUCGCACGCGGCUCCGGCAGCGGCGGUGCGACUGUUCGGAAUCCUGUGCUCCGUGACGCGCGAUCAUCACGCGUCGCUUCUAGCGACGCUUCAGCGAUUAGCGAGCGACAAGUGGAGCAAGCUCCAGGACCACGUGCGCGCGCAGGUCAUUUGGAUCCUCCGGCAGUUGGUUCAGCUAGCCGUUCAGGAAGCAGAAACGCUCUUUCUCUGCCUCUUCCGUCAGGUCUCCGGCGGCGAUCUCAGCGUGGGAAAUGUGUGGUUAGCUCGGCAAUUACUCGACGUCCUCCGUACCAACGCGCAGUGGCUUUACACUCUCCCGAAUCUUCUCGCCCUCUCGUUAUACACGUUCCUUAGGCUUCUACCAGACCAUGCGGUUAGUAAGGCGCCAACCGUAGUAGAGCUGAAGCAGCAGGAGGUCGCGUUUUGCACGCAGCUGAUUAGGGAGCGGUUUCAGGACUGCCUGCUGUACGUCGUGCGGACGCCGACGCGUUUCAUCACGUCGCGAGUUACGCCCGAAAUGGAGUCGCAGCUUCGCUUUCUCCUCGCACACGUGCGCAUGGGCCACCAGCGGCGCUACCAGACGUGGUUUGCCACCCGGUUUCUCGCCGCCCCGGAGAGCGAGUCCCUCGUGGCGGAUUUGAUUCGUUUCGUCUGCUGCUCGGUGCAUCCGACCAAUCAGGUGCUGCAAUCCGACGUGGUGCCACGCUGGGCGAUUGUCGGUUGGCUGCUCAAAUGCUGCAGAAGCUGCCACAUGGAGGCAAAUGCCAAGCUGGCGCUCUUCUACGAUUGGCUCUUCUUCAUGCCCAAGACAGACAACAUCAUGAACAUCGAACCCGCGAUGCUGUGCAUGGUCCAUUCCCUUCCCAAAUACGCCAUUAUGACCAACUCCCUCCUGGAAUUCCUCUUCCUUCUCCUAGAUAACUACGACGCGGCGCAUAGAGACGUGAUUCUCCGCGGAAUUUCCGCCUCGAUCGACAUUUUGGUCGGCAAGGGAGUCGUGCCUAGUCUCGAGCCGCUAGCCACAAGCGGCUUCAUUCCGACAAAGCUUCGUGAGCGGCUUCAGGCGCUUUUUCCUGCGCAUUGUCGGCUCGACGCGUCUCCCCAUCGGUACUUACCCCCCUCACCCCUGCAUGACCCGCACCAUGCGGAAAGAGCUGCGGCGGCGGGAAUACCUGGGGGAGGGGGAGGGGCAGUGGGGAGAGGGGGCCAAGCGCGGGGGAGCGGGGCUUUGGUGAAGUCCCCAAGCCCUUCCCCCCCGCAUUUGGCAGCGGAGAGGGACGGCAUGGGGAAUAUUGUUGGCAGCGGAGCGGGGAUAAGGGCGGCGGAGGAACAGCGAGGCAAGGAAGGGCAGGUGGCGGAGUUGGGGGAAGUGGGGGAAGUGGGCGCAGGCGUUAGCGGAAGCCAUCCUGUGGGUGGUUCUGCUGCUGCAGCCGUUGCCGGGAAGGGCGCGGUUGACGCAAGUGGGUCCAUCACUGGCGCGAGGGCGGCGGAAGAUGCGGAAAUGGGGGAGGCUAGCGCUGCAGGGGAAGACCAGGCUGGUGGAAAAGGCCCUGGCGGAGCGGGGAAACGUAGCAAGUCUCCGGAGGGCGCAGAGAUGGAACUAGGGGAGCGCGCCGGAGGGGAGAGCGAGGCGGCGGAGGGAGGGAGUGGUAAAAGGGAGCGGAAGAGGAAGAGGGAGGAGAAGGAGGAAGGGGAGGAGGAAGCGGAGGAGGGAGGGGAUGUGGAGGCUGGGGAGGUGGAGGGAGGGGAGGUGGUGGAGGAGGAAGGGAAAAGAGAGCAUAGCGAGGAGAGAGAGGGCAUGGACGAGGAGAUGAGGGCUAUAGAGAGAAUGGUAAAGGGUAUGGAAGAAGCUGCGGAGGCAGGGGACGGGGCGAAGGUCAUUGGCGGAUUCAAGGCGUUCCUGGUGGCUUUAAGAGGCGAGUAUCCAGUCAGUGAAGCUGGCGGGCGGAAGCCGCAGGGGCAAGCUGAGGGGAAGGCGCAAGGGAAUGAGUACGGGGAACUGGAGGGCGGGCAGGAGAUGGAAAAAGAGGGCAAAGGGGGAACGGGGGAACUGCAGGGAGGGCGAGGGAGCGGCGACCUGUGUCGGUUGAACGAGCUGCAGCUGCCGCUACCCUGCCUUCCUGCCACCGUGGGAACUUUGGAAGGUUCUUCUAGGGACGGUGUCACUGGGAACGAUGCUUUUGGGAAUGAGGCUGCUACUGGGAAGGAUGCUUCUGGGAGUGGUGCGUCUGAGGACGGUGCAUCUGGGAACGGUGUAUCUGCUGGUGCAGCUGGUGUGAAGGCGAAGCUUGGAACGCCAUACCCGUUAGAAGGCGCCGCGUUAUCAAACUGGACGUCAACGUUGAUGGUUCUGCAUGAGUAUGUUUUGCAGAAUGAGUGGUGGUGGAGAGAGCGGAGGGCGGGUGGUGGUGGGGAGGAUGGGGAGGAGAACCAGGGGGAGCAGAGAGAAGAGGCGAAUGCGAUGGACGCUACAGGAGGGGAGGAGGGCCAGCGGAGUGGAAAAGGAAAAGAAGAUGGGGAGGGCGAGCAGGACGGUGAGGCGACUGACAAGGACAAGGGUGAAUGCGGUGGGUAUGACUUGAACUUCUUGCUGCCAGUAGAGGAGCUGCUUAUAUCGUGGCAUGACAUGGGCCAGCCAGUUACUGCCUGGUUGCUGUGUGUGGGUGCAGCAGCAGCGGAGAAAGAGCAACUGAGUGCGGCCGAUGCACUUGCAGCAGCAGCCAGGGCAGCUAGUGGUACAGAAGUUGCUACUAAGCCUGCGUCUUCAGUUGAUGCCCGUUCGAAAAGGGAUACUCAGGGGGCUGGGUCCUCGACUGGAGGGGAGGGCAGAGAGGAGAGUGACGAGGGUGGGGAACAAAGAGGGGGGUGUAGGGGGGUGCCAGCAGAAGUGGUUUUUGGUUUCUAUGAGCGCCUGGUUAUGCUGUGCUGGGAGCGAGGUGAGGAAGGGAGCAAUGAGGAAGAGGAUGCGAAGGAUGAGGGGAGAGAUGAGGGGAGGGAUGAAGGGAGAGAUGAGGGAAGAGGUGAGGGAAGCGGUACGGAGAAAGAUGGAGGUGGAGAUGGGGGGGAUGGGCGUAAGGGUGGAUUAGUGGGCAAGGGAAAGAAAGGAGGCGUUGGUGCAGGCAAGCAGGCUUCGUCAGCAGGUGCAGCAGGCAUCUCAGGAGGACCAGGAGCAGCAGAAGGAAGAGGAGCAGCAUCGGAGGAAAAAGCAGAGGAAGAGCAGAAGCGAGAGGAAGAGGAGAAGCGGGAGGACAAAGUGCCACCAAGGAAAAGGUGGUCAUCUAUACAGGAAAAGGAGGAUAAGGAGGCGAGGGAAGCAAGCCAGAAGCAGAAGCGAGAGGAAGAGCAGAAGCGGGAGGAAGCGCAAAAGCGAGAGGCAGAGCAGAAGCAGGAGGAAGAGAAGAAGCGAGAGGGAGAGCAAAAGCGGGAGGAAGAGCAGAAGCGGGAGGAAGAGGAGCAGCUGGAGGAAGAGGAUGAGAUAGAUAAAGAGCUGGAACAGAAGCUGCAGAAGCUGCGGCAAGAGCAGCGAGAGCAGCGAGAGCAGCAGCGACAGCAGGAGGAUCUGUGGAUGCCGUUAAUUGGAGACAGCUGGUCCUGGGACGGGCAGGAGCAGCAGUGGUUAUGGCAGUUGGCAGCUGCUGAGGCUGCUGGUUGGAUUCACACCAAAAAAGGGCUUGCAGGAGAAGAGAGUGAGGUGGUCUCUUCCAUUGCUUCUGCUACGGGCUAG